CAUAUUGUGGAGACCUCUAUGCGCUUAACAUUAUUACCACCGGCCAUUGGAUUAAGCGCAUAUAGAAUACAUACUCAGCUCCCACAGAAGGAUGCAGCUGUAUUCAGCUCAUUCUGUGUUUGAACCUACCAGGUACCCACUUGUACUCCUGGGUGGAGAGAGACAAUAUGAUAAACAAUACGACAAAUUUACUUGGCCACAAUGUCAGAAUACUGAGGCUGCUGUUUGAUGGCAGCUUCGCUUCUCUGCGGUUAACAAUUACCUGAUUUCAAUCAAGCACAGGGCUACAUGAGUAGCGAAACAUAUCAGAUUUUAUAAUGCAUGUGCACUCUACAAAAUACCUGAGUUUAUUUCUGGUACUAGGCUUCAUGUUAAACAUCAACGCAGUUAGAUUCAUUCAGAACCCUGCGGAUAUUUCUACAAUAGAGGGUAACCGUGUGUUUUUCUUUUGCAUUGUUGAUGAUUUACAUGAUUCGCAAGUUGUUUCCUGGAUGCGAGAUGAUACAAAAUUGAGUUCCGGCAACCGUAUAUUUAAACUACUUUCUACUUAUACAGUGACAGUUGAUAAAGUCGUCGGACAAUACCGUCUUAUGAUUGAUCCAGUAUCACGUGACGAUGGUUUACACAAAUAUUUCUGUUCGGUCUUUCAAGGUAGUAAUAGUAUUUUGGAGUCUAAUUCUGCGUCACUAACUGUGUUAGAAGUCCCGGCAAACUACUUUCCGAUAUGUAGCCCUUUGCAAACAAGUUACUUACUUGGAGCUACAGUUACAUUAACAUGCAAGUCAGAGUUAACAUCUCCACUAGUUGAUCUUUGGUGGAUUCGAGACAGACACACCCUUGCUAAUGGACAAUUUAAUAUUGAUCAUGAAAAAAAAGUGGUGCACCUCACUUACAGUUUCCAACCUGAACUUUCGGACGUAGGUACAAUAUUUACAUGCUGUUUAUCAUCUUCUACUGUUUUUGUUUCCAGAAAUUGUAGCACAUCUCCGUUGCAGAUAUAUACAAACCCUAAAGUUUCUAUCCAGGGCACUCAGUUGUUAACAGAAGACAAGGAAGCUAUUUUUAUAUGCCAUGAUGCUGUUGGACACAUCUAAACACUAUCCAUCGACCCAGUUUGAAAGAGCACGAUGCCUACAGUGAACUUAAUGACCCAUCUCCAUUGCAUUUGCAGUCGACAGUACAUUGGAAACGUUCAAUCGGGACACAAGUUAAUGAGGGUGUAGAUUAUAAUCCAAUAUAUGUUGAGAUACCUGCCGAUAGAUAUAUACACACAUCAGAGGUAACAACUACGUUAUAACUUGUUCAUGCUACAAUAUCAAUAUAAUAUGUAAACAAAUAUCAAUACGAGCUUGCAUUGAUUAUCGUAAUUUUUAUACAAGUUUUCAGCCGAACUUAAUUUUCGUAUACAUACUUAUACGUAUACAUAACAGCAAUUAUUGUAUUCAAACUACAAGAAAAUUGUUUAUUAGGUUAUAUACUGUGACAGUUUUCAUAUGUAUACAUUAAAAUGAUAUUGAAUAUGAAAUUACUGCAACUAAAACAACAAAUUAUUGUUAUUUAAUUAA
Anneissia japonica is the source of this 1565-nucleotide messenger RNA. Its product is annotated as Down syndrome cell adhesion molecule-like. The transcript has 2 exons. NCBI's taxonomy places the organism in Eukaryota, Metazoa, Echinodermata, Crinoidea, Comatulida, Comatulidae. The record is from RefSeq and is a predicted model, not a curated record. Bases 318 to 1094 code for a protein of 258 amino acids.